AUGUGCACUGGGGGCUGUGCCAAGUGCCUGGGGGGCACUCUCAUUCCCCUGGCUGUGUUUGGCCUCCUGGCGAAUAUCCUGUUGUUCUUUCCCGGAGGGAAGGUGAUAGAUGACAACAGCCACCUUUCCGAAGAGGUCUGGUAUUUCGGAGGAAUAGCGGGAAGCGGAGUCUUGAUGAUCUUCCCCGCACUGGUGUUCCUGGGCCUGAAAAACAAUGACUGCUGUGGAUGCUGUGGCAACCCAAGCUGUGGGAAGCGAUUUGCGAUGUUCUCCUCUACGUUGUUUGCUCUGAUUGGAUUUGUGGGUGCUGGAUACUCAUUCGUCGUCUCAGCUGUCUCCAUCAACAAAGGUCCUAAAUGCCUCUUGAGCAAUGGCACAUGGGAAUACCCCUUCCACAAUGGUGAUUAUCUUAAUGACCAAGCCUUGUGGAGCAAGUGCGUACAGCCCCAGGAUGUGGUCCCCUGGAACCUCACCCUCUUCUCCAUCCUGCUGGUCAUCGGAUUGAUCCAGAUGGUGCUCUGUGCCAUCCAGGUGAUCAAUGGCCUCCUGGGAACCCUCUGCGGAGAUUGCCAGUGCUGUGGCUGCUGUGGGGUACGUUAG
Cricetulus griseus (Chinese hamster) is the source of this 600-nucleotide messenger RNA. Lineage: Eukaryota; Metazoa; Chordata; Mammalia; Rodentia; Cricetidae. The record is from RefSeq and is a predicted model, not a curated record.